Molecule: messenger RNA, 309 nt
Organism: Vicia faba (fava bean)
Lineage: Eukaryota; Viridiplantae; Streptophyta; Magnoliopsida; Fabales; Fabaceae
Source: the annotation of a GenBank genome assembly
AUGGCACGUUCACGGCAUGUUGUUGUUCUUGCCCUAAUAAUGUUGGCCAUGAUUGGCCUUUCAUGUGCUGCAGAUCCACCAAUGCCUUCCGAAGAUGACUACGAAGAAGAUGACUCAGAGUUUCUCAUUGGAACCAGACGCGGUGACCCUCCUUCAGCAAAUGGCGGUGUUAUCGCAGCACCCAUCGGUGGACCAGUGCCACCGGGUGCCUUCGAUACUCCACCAGCAAAAAAUGCUGCCUCGUCAAUCCAAUUCUCCGCUGUCGGUACGGCUGUCGCCACCGCUGUUGCUGGAAUCUUUUACUUCUGA